GUGUCUCGAGAGGAGAUAUCGAAAAGGCAAGGAUUGCUCACGAGAGGCAAGAAAGAGAAAGAAGGAUCAAGGAAGCGCAAAAAGACUCAAAUGAUUAUAUGGAUCGAGUAACAAUGUUCAAAGAACUUUUGACCAUAAUGAAACGUGGGGAAACCUUGUUGGAUGCGUUAAAAAGAUUAGGUAGCAAUGCUGGUUCUAAAACAAAUAAUAAGCGAGGACCAAAGCAAUACGGCAAAAAACAGAAAGAUGAAAACCCUAAAUCACCAUUACCAGAAGAAAGGGAACUUACACAUGAAGAAAAACUUGAGCAAAAUCGGGUGAAGUCGAUCGAACGUCUUACUGAUUUAUCUGUGAUGGCGACGGGAUAUGUCGAUAUCUACGAAGAUACGUGGGAACAAAUCUUGAGAAAUUUGAAGAGAGAAGGUGCAGUACCGGAAGAUUGGAUGCCACCAGGUACCGAUGAAGAUGUGCCUAAUGAGAAUCCGCCAGAAUCUCAAGACAAAUUGGAUGUGACUAUUUCAUUACCUUCUUUUACACAGUGGGAAUACAGAUGGAUGGAUAAAUCUGGGAACGCUGGUGAAAUUUACGGCCCAUUUUCCGGAGAAGAUAUGAAGGCUUGGG
Molecule: messenger RNA, 621 nt
Organism: Acaulospora colombiana
Lineage: Eukaryota; Fungi; Glomeromycota; Glomeromycetes; Diversisporales; Acaulosporaceae
Source: the annotation of a GenBank genome assembly